Rhizophagus irregularis DAOM 181602=DAOM 197198 is the source of this 228-nucleotide messenger RNA. RefSeq lists its product as uncharacterized. The record is from RefSeq and is a predicted model, not a curated record. NCBI's taxonomy places the organism in Eukaryota, Fungi, Glomeromycota, Glomeromycetes, Glomerales, Glomeraceae.
AUGAACCCUAUGUUCACCAAAGAUGCGUUGCUUGCUCUAAUUCGAGGACAAGCAGGAUUCGCGCCGUUUCCACCACAAGCGCCUUCUGAUUGCGCGUUUUCAUUUAACGACCGCCAAGCUUUCCUAAAUACUACCAUAGCGUUAACCAAUAAUAAUUGGUCGCGACACAUGGUUGGAUUUCCUGACGUUGGCCGAUGCUAUGAAAUUGGGAUCCCUAAAAAAGGGUAG